AAGGGAGAUAACUCAUGAAAGUGUUCACCAUGAACGGUUAUUGAUAUUUAUAACGUCUGAGCUAGUCUUGUAAUGUUUGACAGAUCAUGACGUGACAUCCCAUCAGUGUAGAUCUUUAUAAGUGGAUUUGACAGUGCUACAAUAGCGAUGGAGAUAUCAAGGUCAGAUGUGACUGCAGAGCAUGCCAAGUUCACACAGGACAGUCACAUCCUGAAUGACAUCGCACAGCAGACUCAGGAUGCUGGGAUGGGGAAGCUGUCGGAGGAAGAGCUGGUGGAGAAGGUGGAGACGCUCCUCCUGGAAAGGAUAAAGAAGGGAGAUAAAUCUGCUUCCUUUCAGCUCGCACUCUUCUAUUUUGAACAGGCCCUAUAUGACAAAGCUCGAGUAUAUUUUGAGAGAUCGAAAGAUUUCAACCACCAGUCCCUGUACCAGCUGGGUGUGAUGCUGUAUGAUGGAAUCGGUUGUGAACCAGACACAAAGCAAGGCGUUGAGUACCUGAUGCGCGUAGCAACAUCCACGAUGCGGCAGGCCAAGCAUCUGAAGCAUGCUGCUGAGUACAACAUCGGCCGCGCCUACUUCCAGGGAUACGGGGUCAAGCGACAAUCUGAUGAGGAGGCAGAGAGAUGGUGGCUGCUGGCUGCGGAUGAUGGGAACCCUACCGCCAGCAUCAAGGCACAGACCGUCCUGGGGAUGUUCUACUCAAGGGAGGACACUCUGGACCUCAAGAAGGCUUCCUUCUGGCACUCCGAAGCUUGUGGGAAUGGCAGUCUAGAAUCUCAAGGUGCACUGGGAGUGAUGUACGAACAUGGCAUUGGAGUCAAGUACGAUCAGGACUCCGCCUACAUCUGCCUGAAGGAGUCCUCCGACCGGGGCAACGUCUACGCAAUGGGCAACCUCAUCUCCCACUACUACCGCCGCAAACUCUACACCAAAGCUGCCGACCUCUCAUCCAAAGUAGCCAUGUUGGAAGAUAUACAACUUAUCGCACAAGAGACAGAGUGCCUGCCAGCUUUCAUUUCUAAGGGUAUUGCCUUGGCCAGUUUCUACCAUGGUCGUUGCCUGCACGAGGGGCAUGGAAUCAAACAGAACAUACAGCUAGCUCAGCAAUACUACUCCAGGUCGUACCAGUUCGACCCUGAUAUAUGUGCUCGGCUCCAGAAUGUGACACAACAUGGGGGGAUAUAGACUUGCUUCACCUCAACACCAUCAGGCUGUCAGCUGUGAUAUUAUCUGAGAGUUGUCUCCUGGAGAUCUCCAAACCUUCUAUUGCUGCCUUCAUCUUGUUAGUUAAAGCUGUGUUUUGUGCAGCAAUACAAUCAGAUUUCAUGCAAAGUUUGCUGAAUGCUUAAUUGAUCACUGAAUAAAGUAAGUCAUUUAUUAAAACCUAUACUUGGUAUGUUGAUAAUAAAUAUAUUUUAAAAAUAUUUUUUUAUUAAAAAAACGCUUUCCUGUGAAUGUCUUCAAGAACCAUUAUCCACAGUGUGUAUUGAUCUCCUUAUAAGUACAGUGUGCAACUUUGUCCACUAGUCCGAAUCCUGUAUCUAGUGCAAUUCUGUACGGUCUGGUAAGAUCAGUUAAUAAAUGCCAUAUAACAUUAUCUACUGAUAAUGAUGCUGAGAGCAAAGAUUGGAGCAAAGGUUUUGGUACAGACUGUAAGUACAUUAUCAUAAUUAUUGUAUAUGCCUGUUAAAGUUUCUGCUCCCUCGAACAAUGAUCAAUGAUUUAGAAAGCAUGCCCCUACACCAGUCACUUAAAGCAAUCCAAAUAGUUACCUUUUAUUAUAGAUAUUCAUCUUUAAUAUCUUUCAUAAUAUGCCACACUGCUGGGAACCAAACUCUUCCAUGAUGUUAACGCUGUUAUAACCAUGAGCUUGCAAUUUUUUAUUGAUGAUGUUUCAAUUUAAGUUGUGUUCACUAACAUUCAGCUGUUUCAAUGUUAUUUACAUUGAGGAAACAAUUACUCGGACAGAUCAGUUUCAUAUGUUUGCUAUUUACCCACUGAAACCACUUUUCGUAAUAUCCCCAAUUCAGAAUCCAAAUCCGGAGUAGUGCCAUUUAGCCCAGUAUUACGGACUUCUGUCUGGAGAUUGUUAUAUACAUUAUUUAUUACUUGUUAUUUAUCAUGACUUGUGUAAACUGUGAUAGUGACUCCAUGUGCCUUGAACUGCUGAUGUGAAUGCUUCUACCCUGUUACCAUCAUUGUUUACCAACAUGUUUAUAUGUGACUCAGUCCUUUACUGAAAACGGAAAUAAAUCCUAUUUAUGAA
Molecule: messenger RNA, 2266 nt
Organism: Haliotis rufescens (red abalone)
Lineage: Eukaryota; Metazoa; Mollusca; Gastropoda; Lepetellida; Haliotidae
Product: LRP2-binding protein-like
Exons: 8
Coding region: 148-1185 (345 amino acids)
Molecular function (GO): protein binding
Source: RefSeq, a predicted model, not a curated record